Neolamprologus brichardi is the source of this 1184-nucleotide messenger RNA. The record is from RefSeq and is a predicted model, not a curated record. Lineage: Eukaryota; Metazoa; Chordata; Actinopteri; Cichliformes; Cichlidae.
GGAGUGGUGCAUUUUACCACAGCACUCGAACGCAGCAGCUGCUGUUUGGUUUCCAUGGCAACGGUUGGCCACAGCUAGGACGAUGGUUUACAUCACAGAGGAUUUGAUCCGCCGGCGCGCCGAGCACAAUGAGUGUGAGAUCUUCUCCCUGGAGGAAGUUUCUCUGCAUCAGCAGGACAUCGAGAGGAUCGAACACCUCGACAGGUGGUGCAAGGAGCUGAGGAUCCUCUACCUGCAGAACAACCUCAUCCCCAGGAUCGCAACCUUCAGCAACCACUCUCAGUUUUUCCACAUCCAGCCAAACAGUCCACAAACUCUAUCAUUUAAACAGAAAGAAAGGGGGAAGGAGAAGGAGCCGAAGGCCCCGAGGACGCUGAUCACUGCUGACGGACGAGUCUUGAAUAUCAAUGAGCCCAAGCUGGAUUUCUGUCUAACAGAAGAUGAAGAAAACAACACGAUUAUCUUGGACCUGGAAGUUUACAGACACAUGGACACGUCUUUGAUCGAUGUGGACGUUCAGCCGUCGUACGCCAGAGUCAGCGUCAAGGGAAAGAUAUUUCAGGUGGUUCUGCCGGCCGAAGUGAAGCCCGACAGCUCGACGGCUCAGAGGUCCCAAACCACCGGACACCUCCUCCUGACAAUGCCCAGGGCUGAAGGUGAAAUCAAAGUGACGAAGACCGUCCCACGUCCACCCAGAGCGCGUCAGAACAGACGCAGCGGCGGCUUAUCGGAGGAUAAUCAAAGGAAAAAUAACGUUCCUGUGAGGCUCGAAGUCGACCCGAGCAAGCGCACAGCCGUCGACCUCGCCAACAUCGUGCCACGCCAGAUCGCCAAAGAAGGGCCGAUGGAAGCAUCCAGACCGCCACCGGCCGCCGAGGAUCUCUUCUCUGAAGGGUUCGUGGACGACCCUGAUGUCCCCCCACUCAUAUAAGAGCACGAGGAUGAGCUUAUGUAACACUCAGACUGUACGAUAGAAACAAAGACGGGAUAUUUCCUUUAAACGGACCUUUAGAUUUCCUCUGACCUGCAGAUGUGUGCAAAUGAACCACUGCAGAGUUCCUGAUGUGUACGGUUCGGUCUGCAAACCUGAUGUCUCAGCGUUUAAUAAAUGACCUUAAACACAUAUUAAUGACACCUGGACAUGAAAUGUAAUUAAAGCUGUGAAGAGGCAGCUUUCUCUCAAA